CAAAUCAAAAUGCAAAGCAAAAAAGAUAAGAACCACAAGAGAGAGAACGCAUCAGGCAACUUUAUUAAAUCAAAUUCUUUGUUAAGAAUCUAAUAUAAAUGAAAAGCAAAAAAGUGCUCUCACACUUUAAUUCACACUUUCUUUUUGUCACCACAAGCAAUUCUCUAGUGACUUUUCCAACAAAAAAACACAAAGAAACCAACAAAGAAACCAUUUAAAUAUUUGAUCAACAACAUUAUUGUUAAAACAUCUUAAAACAAUGGCAUUUAGAAGCACUAUGAUUCUGCUAAGCAUGUUCUUUGUUGCAGUGUCUCUUUGGGGUGUGACAGUGGCACAAACUGACUCAAGUUGCACUAAUGUGUUCAUAAGUCUUUCUCCAUGUCUUGAAUACAUCACAGAACAAACUUCCUCUCCUUCCGGAGGUUGCUGCUCACAGCUUGCUUCUGUUAUGGGGUCACAACCACAGUGUCUAUGUGAGGUUGUUAACGGUGGUGCUGCUUCGUCUAUUGCUGCUAGUUUUAACAUCAAUCAAACUCGCGCUUUAGCACUUCCAACAACUUGUAAUGUCCAAACACCUCCUAUCAACACUUGCACCGGUUCAGCUUCUUCUUCUUCUCCUCCUGUGGGUAUUUCUGUUUCCAACAUUCCGAAUUCUCCUUCAGGGAGUUUUUCAUCAACUACUGGAAGUAGUGAAAGUAUUCGUGGCUCAUCGUCGUCUUAUAGAACAUCAUCAAGUUCUGGAAAAUUACAAUGUUCUUUGCUUGUUCUGGUUAUCUUUGCAAAGUUCACAUUCAUAUUGAUGACCACUACUUAGGUUGCGUGUGCAUGUUUUUGUAAACCUUAUUAGUAUUGUCUAAAUUCUACUUAUUUUUAGGCACCCUUUGUUUUUCUCCCUUGCACAUUAACGAAGACAUAAUCAUGUAAAAGUGCUAUAUAAUUUUUGUGAAAUGACAUUAAGGAGAAAAUUCUUAAGCAA
Lathyrus oleraceus (garden pea) is the source of this 976-nucleotide messenger RNA. Its product is annotated as non-specific lipid transfer protein GPI-anchored 26. Gene Ontology annotation, biological process: lipid transport. The coding region runs from base 260 to 814 and encodes 184 amino acids. The transcript is spliced from 3 exons. Gene Ontology annotation, molecular function: lipid binding. Lineage: Eukaryota; Viridiplantae; Streptophyta; Magnoliopsida; Fabales; Fabaceae. The record is from RefSeq and is a predicted model, not a curated record.